UUUAUUCAGAAGGUUUUGAAAUUUUUGAAAAUGCUGUUUUCACUUUGGACUACGGGAGCUUCACUUGCCAAACAUAUAGACCUUACUACUUUUCUGGUCAUAACGUUGUUGUUUCUAAUCGCCCUCUGUGUAAUUUCCACCCCACGUACCGACAUACCCGGUCCCCUGGCUCUGCCAUUUGUUGGAAACUUGAUAUUUUUUCUUCGCAUGGGCACAAGACACCACGAAGAGUAUUUGCGUUUAAAUAAAACGUAUGGCGACAUAUUUCGACUGUUUUUUGGGAAUCGUAUGUUCAUCACAAUAUGCGGAUAUGAUACUAUUUGUGACGCUUUUGUGAGACAGGGUUCUGUAUUGAGCGACCGCCCAGAGGGGUUAUUUCACCCUGGACCCGGGUAUGAAGAGGCAGCCCCUGGAGUACUUUUCACAAGUGGUGAAGCGUGGAAAAGAAACCGUCGGUUUGCGAUGCAAACAAUGAGAGAUAUUGGUAUGGGCAAAAAGAUAAUGGAAGAGGUCAUUGCAGAUGAAGCGAGUGUUCUGUGUGCCGAUAUCGCCCUUUCCAACGGUAAACCGAUCGACAACAUACGGGACCUUUUGGGCAUGUCCGCCAGUAACAUCGUGCACUAUGUUUUGUUCGGAUAUAGAUGUAAUCAUGAUGACGAGCGGUUUUUGAACACUAUUAAGGCUUCUGAAACGAUCUUCAAAGCACCUAACCUAGGCUUUCAUCUAUUGCCAAAAUUUGUACAAAACUUUAUCGGAACUGGCGAGGAAGAUAGACUAAGGGCUCAGGGCGAUGCAUCCAGUUAUUUAAAGUAUCAGAUUGAAGAGCAUGAGAAAACGUUCAACAGAAACAACAUCAGAGAUCUGGUUGACCAGUUCCUGACAACUAUCCCUCCUGAGGAGGAUUCAAACCAAAAGUUAUUACGUAUGUAUCUUAUGGUGCUGGAGCUGUUUAUAGCCGGAACCGACACGACCGCCACUCAAUUGGAAUGGACGAUCCUGUACAUGAUGGGCUACCCGAAAGUACAAGAAAGAUGUUAUGAAGAAAUAGAGAAAGUUGUAGGACUAAACAGAAGCAUCUACUACUCCGACAGGAAUACUUUACCAUUUGUGGAGGCAACACUCCUGGAAGUGCAAAGAGUUUCCAAUAUCACAAUGUCCUUACCCCAUGUAUCGGCAGAGGAUAUAUCAAUUGCUGGCUAUCGGAUUCCAAAAAAUACCAUGGUAACAGCAUUUUUUGCAUCCGUCCAUUUGGAUCCAAAACUUUACCCAAACCCUGAAAAAUUCCAACCUGAGAGAUUUCUGGGUGAAAACUCCGGAAAUGUGAAUAAAAAGGAAAUGAUUAUUCCUUUCUCAAUAGGUCCACGAAUUUGUCCCGGAGAAACAUUAGCAAAAGCUGAAAUGUUUAUAUUAUUUGCAAAUUUGAUUCAAAAAUUCAAAUUCUGCAAGGCGUCUCCUGAUGACGAAUUGUCCUUUGACGGAGUGACGGGUCAGAUCAGAUACGCACGUCCGUACAGGGUCAGGGCGGAACCCAGAAACUGACCGUCGAUGGAGGGGCUUCUUUCACAUACAUGAUGUAUUCGGUUUAACAUUUAGGCGCAUUAUUGUACAUAGUACAUAGGAAUAUCAAGUACCGAGGCUCGUUCAAACUUUCUCACAGCGAAUUUUAAUGAGUAGCAUGCUUGUUGGGUUUUCCUGUAGCAUUUUAAUGUCAACGCAACAUAAAUCAAAGUACUGAAGAACUGACGGGAGUUGAUUUUGUCGAUGUUUAUUUAUUUUAAAAUCAAUGAUAUAUAUGUUAUUUUGCAUGACAAGUACAUGUAGUUUUUAAUUUGAAUUAC
Magallana angulata is the source of this 1838-nucleotide messenger RNA. RefSeq names its product cytochrome P450 2B4-like. The record is from RefSeq and is a predicted model, not a curated record. The coding region runs from base 31 to 1539 and encodes 502 amino acids. Gene Ontology annotation, biological process: xenobiotic metabolic process. Gene Ontology annotation, cellular component: intracellular membrane-bounded organelle; cytoplasm. Lineage: Eukaryota; Metazoa; Mollusca; Bivalvia; Ostreida; Ostreidae. The transcript has 8 exons. Gene Ontology annotation, molecular function: iron ion binding; heme binding; oxidoreductase activity, acting on paired donors, with incorporation or reduction of molecular oxygen, reduced flavin or flavoprotein as one donor, and incorporation of one atom of oxygen.